CCCUCUAUGCCUCUUACCUCGAACUCGUACAUUUCAACUGUGCAAAAUGCAACAAGUCUUUGCUCUUUUCCUCAUCAGUGUGAUACAUUCAUCAAGGUGUGAUCUGUGUAAAAUAUGCGAGUGUUCAUCAUCAGGUGAUUUAAUUGAAUACGAUUGCGGUGGAAAAUUGGCACAAGACAGUGAUGAUUUCGAACUACUGUCAUUCAUUCUGGAAAAUCCACCGAAUAAAUUGAUUUUAUCGAAUAAUUGGAUUAAUGAUACAUCAUUGGAGAGAAUUAAAUACCUGACUGGUUUAAACGUCCUCGUUCUGUCUCAUAAUAAUAUUACGAAAAUAGAUCCUGGAAUUUUCGAGUCGCUCACUAAACUGCGGAUGUUGGAUUUAUCGUGGAAUAACAUAAAAAAUUUCGAUAUUCAGGCAUUAGCCAAGGGAAGAUCUCUAGAAUACCUUGAUUUGGGACAUAAUAAAAUUGAAAGUAUCAACGGCUCAUUGACUACUCCUUCACCAGCUCUGAAUGGCCUCUCUUUAUCGAAUAAUAUAGUAAAGGAACUGCCGAACAAUUUUACGAAUAACUUUCCUAAAUUAUCGACAUUAGAUUUGUCAAAUAAUUCCUUCACUUCAUUCGAACAUUAUCCCUCCAAUAUUGACGGUCUAAAGUCUUUAAAUUUGGAGUAUAAUUACCUCAACUCAACGAUUAUCCAAGCCAACAUUCGAGAGUUGCGGAUGGGAUACAACGAAUUAACAUCUUUGCCCACAAAUUUAACUGUCGAAUCGUUGAGUAUUGAAAAUAAUCAAAUUCAGGAGAUCCAUCAUGAUGAGAGAUUGUUCAGUACUUUGAAAUAUUUAAACAUCAGUGGUAACAGCCUGUCGACGAUAUCAAAUUUUAGCUUUCCAAUGUUGAAGACUUUGGAUAUUUCUAAUAAUAUAUUUGUGUCGAUGCCUGAAAAUUUAAUGAGCCUCAAUUUUCCGAGUCUUGAAACGCUCGUCGUCAAUGAAAAUCCAAUCAAGGAGUUGAAAUUUUUUAAUGAGCUGAACCUUCAAAAUUUUAUUAUGAAAAAUACAACUUUGCUCAAUGCCAUAUACGAUGAUGCACUCGAGAAAUUGAAAGGACGUAACGGGGACUGUAUGAAUAUCACUAUUUCUUGGAAUAAAAAUUUGAAAACCUUUGAUGAAGACUCGAUCCGUGAGUUAGACAUUUGUUAUUUAGACAUCAGUGAAAACGGCCUGACCAGAAUGUCCCAAAAGCUGGAGAAGGUUUUGAACGGAACAUUGCCAAAGUAUGGAGUGAAUUUACAAGGAAACCCUUUCAUCUGCGACUGCAAAUCCGAGUGGAUGCUAGAAAACUUAGUCCCCAAACUUUACGCUCUCAACCCUGACCUUCUGAUUGAUCUCAAAUGCGCCAGCCCAAAAAAAUUAUUAGACCAGAGAAUGGUCCAUUGGAUGAAAUGGAAAGGCCAGGUUUUUUGCGACGAUGACCUAAACAGAAAUGAAUUCAGCCGACUCGAAGUAUUCGAAGGAAAUGACCACUUUUUCCACAGAAAAAAUACAAUUACCCUCAAGUCUGGAAGUGGGAUGCUUUUAAUUGUCAUCAGUGCAGCUGUCAGUGUUUUACUACUGGUAAUAACCGGCAUAGUCAUUUCUCACAAACUUGCGGUAAAAAAAAGACGCUCUAACCGACGAUUUUAAAUAAUCUUUUUGUUUUGCAAAUAAAAACUGGUAAAUUAAAUAAAUAAAAAAACAGAUA
This is a messenger RNA of Diachasmimorpha longicaudata, 1742 nucleotides long. Its product is annotated as toll-like receptor 6. NCBI's taxonomy places the organism in Eukaryota, Metazoa, Arthropoda, Insecta, Hymenoptera, Braconidae. Gene Ontology annotation, molecular function: protein binding. The transcript has 4 exons. The coding region runs from base 47 to 1684 and encodes 545 amino acids. The record is from RefSeq and is a predicted model, not a curated record.